AUGCAGCCGUCUGUGCAACAUGUCGCUUUAGAAACAGAACAAAGAGCCGCCGGUACCGACCAGGUGCACGAGGCCACGUCCUCACGCACGCAGCACGCAGAGGAGCGCGCGAGGGCGUGUGACCGUUGGAGACGCAUCCAUCACAGCGUCACGGCGUCACAGAGAGCCGCGUGUGGUUCUAUCUCCUCCUCAGGACCCAGUGUGACGUCACAGGGACAUGGGGCCGAAGGACUGUCCAUCUCCACAGACCUGACUGUCCUGAGGAGACAGGGGACAGCCUUGCGCCCCCCGGGACCCUCAGACAUGGAGCUGGAGCCCUUCUCGUACUUAGAUGAAGAGGACUUCUUCACGGACCAGUCCUCGCGGGACCUGGACCCAGAGGACUUCCUGGACGAGGACGUGGACUUCCUCACGUUCCCGGACUUGUACCGUCACGCGGACUAUGACGCAGGAGACCUGUCCUUCUCCUCCUCCUCCUCUUUCUGCGCAGACUCUGCGGCAGAACUCUCUCCCCUGAGCGCACACAGCGCACUGCUCAAACGGCGGCGGAGACUGCGGUCUGAGCGGGAGCUGCAGCAGCUGCGUCAGGCCGCGAACGUGCGCGAGCGCCGCCGCAUGCAGUCCAUCAAUGAUGCGUUCGAAGGUCUGCGCACGCACAUCCCCACGCUGCCAUACGAGAAGCGCCUGUCCAAAGUGGACACGCUGCGUCUGGCCAUCGGAUACAUCAACUUCCUCGCGGAGCUCGUGCAGUCUGACGUCCCUCUGCGUAACCAGGGCUCUGAUGCGCCUGCGCAGCCCAAGAAGGUCAUCAUCUGCCACCGCGGCACGCGCUCCCCCUCUCCUUCGGACCCGGACUUCGGUCUCCCUCCUCUCGCGGGACACUCUCUGUCCUGGUCCGACCACAAACAGCUGCGGGACCAGAGCGUGAUCCGGACCGCCAAAGUCUGGACCCCAGAGGACCCCCGCAAAGUCCGAGGACUGACGCACGAGCUGCCGCUGGGACUCAUGGUCUGA
Knipowitschia caucasica is the source of this 1014-nucleotide messenger RNA. NCBI's taxonomy places the organism in Eukaryota, Metazoa, Chordata, Actinopteri, Gobiiformes, Gobiidae. The record is from the annotation of a GenBank genome assembly.